UGAAAACUAUGAGCCGCUCCGUUAGCCAAAUAAAAUCCAGAAAUAUAAAACUAACGACUCUCACUAAAUACCCGUAAAUCGCCAAAGUUGAAACUUUUGUUCUUCAAUGGCUUCUCUGCUGAACCCACCUCUCACUCUGCCUCAAAACAAGCUGAAUCCUGGAGGUGUCCUAUCUGUAGCUACCAGCGCAAUACCAAGCAAAAAUUUUCAACCAUUUUUAACACAGAAAAGGAGCCACAGGCAUUGUUUGCUGAUAAGAGCUAAAGCGUCGGUGGAAACGGAUAUGCUUGCAAAAGAUUCUGUUGGCGCCGACGCUGUUGAUGAUAAGGAUUUUGGAGUUGUUAGCAUGCACCACGUCGGAAUACUAUGUGAAAACCUUGAGAGGUCGUUGGACUUUUACCAGAAUAUUCUUGGACUAGAAAUAAAUGAGGCAAGACCACAUGACAAGCUUCCCUACAGAGGUGCUUGGUUGUGGGUGGGUUCAGAGAUGAUACAUCUAAUGGAGCUUCCAAAUCCAGAUCCCUUAACUGGUCGGCCUGAACAUGGGGGGCGAGAUCGUCAUACUUGCAUAGCAAUUCGCGAUGUGUCUAAGCUGAAAGUUAUUCUUGAUGAAGCUGGUAUUCCCUACACCCUUAGUCGCUCUGGGAGGCCAGCCAUUUUCACUCGAGACCCAGAUGCUAAUGCACUAGAAUUUACUCAAGUUGAUGCUUGACAUAAUUUGGACUGCUUGCUCUCUAAUCUGUGAUCUUUAUAUAGUUAAAAUAUACAGCUGCUGUGCAUAUAUGUAUAGGGAUAUUCAAAAUAUUCAGUCAAUAACUGUUUGAAGCAUUGCAGCUAUCAGCAUCAUUUAAAGUUAGAUAUAGUGGUUAUGGUUUGUCAACCAAAAAAUAAAAAAGGAAAAAGAAAAAAGUCAUGUGCUGCUGUGUAUGUGAUUCAAAUAUAUGCUGCUCCUAGUUGAAUAUCUGUGAAGGAACAACUAAUACAAUUUUCACGAAUACGUGCAAGUUAUUUUGUAA
This is a messenger RNA of Nicotiana attenuata, 1016 nucleotides long. RefSeq lists its product as uncharacterized. The record is from RefSeq and is a predicted model, not a curated record. The transcript is spliced from 5 exons. Lineage: Eukaryota; Viridiplantae; Streptophyta; Magnoliopsida; Solanales; Solanaceae. Bases 107 to 712 code for a protein of 201 amino acids.